Funneliformis caledonium is the source of this 1644-nucleotide messenger RNA. The record is from the annotation of a GenBank genome assembly. NCBI's taxonomy places the organism in Eukaryota, Fungi, Glomeromycota, Glomeromycetes, Glomerales, Glomeraceae.
AUGUAUAGCAAAAGAAAAAGAACAGCAAGCGUUGAAGCGUAUCCAUCUGGUCGAGCGCACUCAUUUACGGACAGACUCCCAAGAAAUAACAAGCGCGUUAUUUCCUCAAUUACAAAGACAGUUAUGAGAUCAGACAAGCGUCCGGUACUUUCGAUUGAGUUACGUUUACAUGAAGCUUUAAAAGACGACCCAAAUUCAGACAAAUUACUAAGUUUAAAAAGAAAAUGGGAGAAUGAUGAAUAUAUGUACGACUGGGACGCUUAUGAGGAUGAGAAAAAGAACCGAAAAGUUGAUCAGAUAUCGAAUAAUAGAAAAAAUCAAGAAAUUAAAACGUCAAGCACACUCGGUCAUUUAGAUAAUAGACUUAAAGCUAACAGUCCAACCGGUGGAAAUCAAACCAACAAUAUACUGGUGCCUCAAUCGACGGAAUUUACUGAUAUUCUUCAUAAGACCGGAGAAGAUCAGACGCAAGUUCAGGUUAAUAAUGAUGAUGCAGGUUUUUUUGAUGACUUGGAUGAAGGUAACGAAAGAAAUGACGAAAUUGAGGAUAUUGCCGAUAACAUUUUAAGUUCGUUUGUAUCUGAGGAUAAAUCAAGUGUACUGAAAAAUUUGGAGAAUCGUUUGGCUACUACAUACAAGGUAGUUUCCCACUUCGAUAGACAAUUUCCGUAUACGAAAGAACUCUACAAUACAUUCCCCGAUCAAAUGAGAACAUUGGAGAAUGAAUGGGAAAAGGUUGAAGCCAAUAUCCAAAAAACAACCGAAGAAAGAUGGAAUGUAUCUAAAAUGAAAGAACUUGUAGAUAAGUACUAUAAGAUAAUAAUAGAUCAUUUCGACGAAUUAUUGGAUGUUGAUCACAAGAAGCUUAUUACGGUGUUCAGUAAACCUCCCUAUGAUGAUUUUUCUUAUAAACGUGACGAUGAAUUGAUUUGGUGUCAGAGAAUAUUUAUUGAUUUGACUCGACAAUUUCUACGUAAUAGAGGUGCUCUAUUUGAUAAAGAAGCCUCUGAGCUUCGCUAUCGCUCGGAAAUUGUGAAUCCCCUGCUUGCGGGGGCAUUUGAAAUGAUUGAACGUUCUAUAUGGCUUGAAACCGGAGAAACUGAGAACGAAAUACAAAAGGUGCAACGGAAUGAUACUAAGGAAAAUAAGGAGCGGUCAAAAAUUGGAAUGAAACAUGACGGUGUGAUCAACAUGAUAAUACACGGAAAGAAAUAUCAAGUCGGGUUUCUUGAGGUCGUAGGCAAUGCCUUUAACAAUGACAUAACUGAUAGGAAUAUUGACUUAGAAAAAUUAUAUAAAGCAAUGUCAUUAUCAUUGUGGAAUCAACGUGCACAUCUCGAUAAUGAAACUUCGCAACAACUAUCAACUUUUGCUGUAUUAGUCCAUGGGAAAAUUUUUAGUUUCUUAAGCAUGCAUUACAUUAAUAAUGAGUUUGUGGUUAAGAAUUACGAUGAUUUUAUAUUACCAACAAUAAAUGAGUGCCUGGUGAGACUACCAAAAAUAAUAGAAACGAUUGCCAAUUCAAGAAUUAUGAUAUAUCAUCGAGAACAUAUUGCUAAUUUCCAUAAAGUAGUGCGUUCGCCAAGUGAUAACCCACCCAAUGCUUCACCACAAAAGAAGAGAAACAAUGGUGGUCGUCUCUGA